AUGAGUACUCAUAGCCCUAAGAAGAACGAAUCACCAAUUCAACCCUCCGACGCGAAACGAACCUGCCGAAGCAGUAUCUUACCACCAGGAAGGAACGGAAGGUAUGAUAUCCAGACACUGCUCAAUAUUGGGCGGCAGCUGGAGCCCAGGAAACCCCUUGCCAUUCGGACUGGAUUUCGUGAUGUACAAGGGUCAGGACGAGGUACGCACCUUGGAAGCCGUGUUCUGAGAGAGAAGUCUAUGAAUCAUCAACGCAAUUCUUCCACUCUAUCCGGCGGCACCGAUGAUGGCCGUGAGAACCUCAACCACCCCCGUCGGCAACCCGUCAAUGCUCCACAGGGCACCCUUGCCCAGAGUCAUGCCGGCUUUGCAAGGUUUCUUAAAGAGCACUCUUCACCAAAACAUCACAGGGUUACUGCUGGAGGUCGUAUAGUUCCGAUGAGUUUUCACGCUCCUGCCCCUGAGUUUAAAUUAUUCAUAAAUGGGGUUGCUGGGAGUUGUUUAGAGGACCACGAACUCCCUUCGAUGAACGAACCCUUACAGCACAUCUCAAACCCCGAGGCUCAUCAUAAAAAUGCGAUUUUACGCCAGCAGCGAUCUCCAUUUGCCCCAAAGAGCAAAGCAAUUCCUAUCAAAGCACCACCCCCUAACUUUGAAAAAACCUACUCCCUGGCACACCCCAAGAAUUCCCCCGUUACCGAUGGGCAAACUACAGCUACAACACACUCGGUUACAUCCAUAUCCAAAUCAACAAAUCAGAAUUUCAGGGUCCCAAGCGCCUCCAAUGUUAACAACUCUCAAAAGCCAGGGACAACACCAUUUAGCACUAUAUCUAAGCGUCCUACUAAUUUAAUGCCAGAUGGGGAUAAUGAGCGUUUUGAGUUGUACGCAUCAAAUUCACAAGCUCAACCCUCCUUGGACCUUGGAAAUCGCCUGCUUACCGAAAAUAUGCAACAGAAUUUUCAAGUUCCUCAAAUGCCCCAGACUAACAACAUGGUCGGGAUAUACCAGAUGGGAUCUAGUGUCCCCAUUGCUCAGCCUUCGCAGUUUCCUCCAAUGGGCAAUGGCCUUGCUGGAAAUCCAUAUUUAGGCUACCCACCCAUUCCGACUACAGUUAGUACUGGUCAGGAUUCGGGUGCAAGGCUUCUCCUUGAAUCGGCCGUCCAAGAUUAUGACAGUGUUUCUAACCAGCUCUCAAAUCUAGAUAGAUACAUGGCCUUACAUACCUGGGAUAUAGACCCUACAACCAAAAAGUUACUUGUGGAACAGCGAGUUGAGCUAGUUAGAAAGUUAGAUUCUGCUAGGGUAUAUAAAGAGCAUUUGGAAAGUACUUUCCAGCACUCUAGGCUUGAAGGAAUGACAGCAAAUUUAUUAUCGGACUUCUCCUUCACAACAAAUUCGAGUCAAACUUGCCAGAUUCCACUCACAAAUGCGUUCACAAAUCUUCAGCUAGCAACUAAUAACCCCGGUAUUUUCCAAGCUGGCGGAUAUUUCCAACCUGGAUUAAAUGCCACCCCUAACGUUUCCCCAGUAACUAAUGGCAACAUAUUCUCUAUGGAUCUUUUACACCCAACACAUGCUGCUCGGAAAGUUCCGGCUGCACAAUAUAUUCAACCAGACGCAUUUAAUAAUAACUGUGAAAGUGCUCGAAUUCCGGCGGACCUCAACUUGGCCAUGACUGCGGCUUCGAAUUGGAAUAUGGCGACUGAUGUCGCCAGAGGCAAUUAUUUGCAUUCUCCAUAUGACCCUUUGAAUACGGUAGGGGGAGGCAUGUUGCCGUUUGAACGAAAACAUUCUUACGAAAAAUCAUCCACGCCUUUGGUUGACCUCGAUGCAAUCUAUUAUAGAAUCGAGGAGGCAAUCAAACGCAAGGAGCCUCUUGAGCCGUACUUCAAAGAACUAGGGAAGUUAACAGGGCUAACACACGGGCCAAGACACCCUUCUCGCUCUCAUAACUUGUCGCAGGACUUCAAUAAUUCCUGGGGCUCAACUGGUAUGGUGAAAGAUGGUCCCGGUCUCAAAUCUGGGCAAGCGUCGCAGCUUCAAAUGGUAGAGGAGCCACAAAUGAAAUCCCCCCACUCGCAGGGUAAAGCCAGUAGCACAAGGCAGGCCAGACAGCACGUUUCAGGGCCUCAAGCUAAAGGGUGCACUUGCGCGAAGGCGCGAGAGCGCUUUAGCAAAGAUAGCAACAACAUGGAUUCAACACACCAAACCGAUAGUCAGCAUAAGACGGGAGCCAUACUCUCCUCCUUUGUACAAGAUGGGACAAUCGCUCAAUGCAAAAAGAAGUGUGAAGAGACUGUUGGAAAAAAAGGAAACGCACUUAAGAGUUUUCCAACUUUUGAUGGCUCUGGAGAGGUAGAUACUCACAGUCAACAAGCAACCAGCACCUCCUUGACGAGAAACAAUUCAAAUGGCAAGGAGAAACCAGCACUCCAAGAGCUCAAUCGCACCAGCCCUAAUCCAAUGGAUGUAAGGGCAUUCUUCCAGUUACUUCGCGAGGAGGACCAAAAGGAAAUCCGGAAGCAUGAGACUCAAGCCCCACCAUUCUGA
Messenger RNA from Ophidiomyces ophidiicola, 2553 nucleotides. RefSeq lists its product as uncharacterized. The transcript has 4 exons. The coding region runs from base 1 to 2553 and encodes 850 amino acids. NCBI's taxonomy places the organism in Eukaryota, Fungi, Ascomycota, Eurotiomycetes, Onygenales, Onygenaceae. The record is from RefSeq and is a predicted model, not a curated record.